Messenger RNA from Porites lobata, 1125 nucleotides. Lineage: Eukaryota; Metazoa; Cnidaria; Anthozoa; Scleractinia; Poritidae. The record is from the annotation of a GenBank genome assembly.
UUUUUACAGGUUACUUGUUUUCCUGUCACGUGUGGUCACAGAAAAUGUAUUUUUACCGGACGAAGCUCCAAACCUCUUAGAGAUAUUCUUCUGUCUGUGGACGAGAACAUUCCUCGCGAAGAAGACCUAACAGAGUUCAAAGACAAAACUUUAGCGGUGAUGAACGACAUCAGGACUGAGCUGGAACAAUUAAUGCCGAGAACAAGAUUCCAUUUCAUCUUCUCCGGAAGUGCGGUGGAAAGAUAAGCGAUACCGUUCAUGUUGUCUUAUAAGCCAACAGAUUGUGCCUGUAAUUCAACAUGUCAAAUUAACGCUUUAUACACGGAUCUAGACGUGAUGUUUUGUUCCCUGGCAGACAAAGCGACUUUUUCUGGCGAAGGAAACAUUCUUGUCGAACCUUUCGUAACGGAUGAUGCUGGUUUUACUGGCUACGCUAAGCUAACUUCUCUCACUCCUGGCUAUCAAGGAAGCUGUGUUAGUUCAAAACUCAUCAGAGAUCAAGCCAAAGUUGCUGUAGAAAAUACGCGUGUAUCAAAUCUCCCUGGUGUGCCAUGCUGUUGUGGAAUGUACGAUGCUACACCUAAGAUUCAGCUACAUUGCAAGGGACCAGCGAUGAAGAUCAGCAUUAAACCCCUCUUCGAGGCAGACGUAACUCUUUGCUUUCACUGUACCGAGUGGCCUACGUUAAGUGACUGGCCUUCUCGACCGAGGUACUGGCCCAGUCUUGCUGAUACGCACAGAAUGAUAUCACUUGGUUGUCACCUGGUGGCAAAGCCAGCACCGAGUGACGUGGAUCAAAGAAGUUGGAGAUUCUCGUUCUCUUUGGCAGAAGUUGAGCUUUCCAAGCUUGUCCCAGACGUGGCAAGGAAAUGUUUUGUGGCUUUGAAAAUCAUCCUAAAGGAUCACCUUCAACCGGUUGUCCCUGAAAUUGGUUCUUACCACAUCAAAACCAUUUUUUUGAACACUCUAGAGAAGGUGCCACUUGGUUUCUGGACAGAAGACAACAUCGAAGAGUGUAUGCUGACAUUAUUAACGGAACUUUGUGAUGCCCUGCUGUCCUUGAAAUGUCCCCAUCACUGGUUUAGUUUCAUCAAUUUAUUCAAUAGAGCGCUAUUAUCGUUUUAA